AUUUUAACCUCCACUAGCAGUAGAUUUGUCAAAUCAAAUCUGGUCACGCUGGUAAGCUCAAAUAUAUUAAGUGUAUAAUCUAUGCUGGUAAGGGAGUACCAUUCCCCCAUUUCCCCCCUCUAAUACACUAUAAUCGUCGUCCUCCUGAUGUACGGUCGUUGACAAGAGAAGCUCGAUAUAAAAAAGUAAUGAAAUAAAUCGAAUUACUCAUUAACCUUCUGCAUAAAGAGUAAGCAAUGGGAAGUACAACUACCUUAUCAAAUGAACAUGCGGACGCUUUCAGUUCAAUAAAUGAAAGACCGGUGGAUGAUAUUUCACUGGAAUUUUUCUACAAACCUCAUACUAUAACGUUAUUAGCUGUUUCGAUUGCUUCAGUUAUUUAUACAGCAUUUGUCAGAGAUGAAACAAAUACACAAGAUAACUUAUGGUCUGGAAUUUGCUGUGUAAUUUUCUUUUUCCUUAUAAUAUCAGUCCUCACAUUCCCUAAUGGCCCAUUUACUAGACCACAUCCAGCUGUAUGGAGAAUUGUUUUUGGGAUGUCAGUACUAUAUCUUCUUGCACUGUUGUUUCUUCUAUUUCAAAGCUAUUCCACUGUUUAUGAGAUAAUGUAUUGGGUGGAUCCUAAUUUAAGAAAUUUUCACAUUGACAUGGACAAGGAGUAUGCUGUUAACUGUACAGACAUAACUUUAGCAAGAGUGUGGUCUCAUGUUGAUGUGUUUGCAUGGGGCCACUUUUUAGGUUGGGCUUUUAAAGCCCUACUAUUUAGGCAUGCAGGCUUAUUGUGGGCUAUUUCAAUAAUGUGGGAAAUAACUGAGAUAGCAUUUGCACAUUUGCUCCCGAAUUUCAAGGAGUGUUGGUGGGACUCUCUUAUUUUGGAUGUUUUGAUUUGUAAUGGGUUGGGUAUUUGGUUUGGUCUCAAAAUAUGUAAAGCUUUAGAAAUGCGAGCAUACAAAUGGGUCAGUAUCAGAGAUAUAUCUUCUACAACCGGAAAAAUUAAAAGAGCUAUACUACAGUUUACUCCUGUGCAAUGGACUCCUGUGCGUUGGUUAGAUCCCACAAGCACAUACAUGCGUUUCUGUGCUUUGAGCCAACUUGUUGUGUUUUGGCAAAUUUCAGAAUUAAAUACUUUUUUUCUUAAACAUAUAUUUGAAAUGCCACCAUCACACCCACUGGUAAUUGCACGGCUCUGUCUGAUAGGCGUAAUUGUAGCUCCAUCUGUAAGACAGUACUACACAUACGUGACUGAUCCAAAAUGUAAAAGAGUUGGAACACAGUGUUGGGUUUAUGGUGCAAUAAUGGUUACUGAAUCAAUGUUAUGUAUUAAAAAUGGAAAAGAACUCUUUGGUCAAGCUCAAGUAUGCAAUGUUAUCAUAUGGCUAGUUAUCCAAAUGUUAGUGUCCAUAGGAUGUGUCUAUGGGAUGGUGUUAUACCAUCGUUAUUUUGAGUCAGCUGAGGAGUCAGCUGGUGACAGUCCAAAAAAAGCUAACUAAGGGUCUAGUGUACAUAAUUUUACUCAGAAGAUUUGACAGCGUAUAUUUCUAUGGCUUUCGUAACCGCGUAACAUUCGGUGGCCGUGAGGUCGUCUGUAGAUCUACGCUAAUAAAAUUAGAGUAAUAAAAAUAGCCAAAAAUUAUACUACAUACCUGCGUAUGUAGUUUUCCUCAAUAUGUUGUAUGUCUAUUAAUUUAUUGCUAGUUUUAUUGAAUAUUAGAAUUGUAUAAUAGAUCAUAGAUAUAAAUAAUAUCUAAACAUUAUUAGAAAUCUGAAGAACAAACCACGCCUUCUAUAUUGACUUACGCAACUGGAGUGGAGGAACAAAAAAAAAUUCAUUAAAAAUGAAUAAGUUUAUUAAUUUCCUAGUUUUCAAUAUUAAAAAAGGAACGUCUAAUAUAUCCCAAAGAUCGUUCGUGUCCGAAAUUCGACCUACAUCAGUGACACCCUAAGUUUUGGUUUAGUUUUAUGCAUACAGGAUGAGAUGGUACUUAACUUAAAAUAUAGAUUUUGUUGUUGUUAAAAAAUUCAAUACACGCAACAGAGCUAUUGUUGUAUUUGAAAUGUGAUUUUUUUACCAAACGUAAAGGAUAAAUUAAACAUUAAAAUUUUAUUUAUAAAUCUUAAAGAUGUAGUAGAAAUGUACUUUUAAUAUUUAGGUAAAUAUUCAAAUUUCAAAUAAACUUUGGAAAAUUAAAAGUAGUUACUCGUAUUACCUAUAAAGGUUUUAAUUGAAAUAUGACCAGCUCUUUCGUAGUGCUCUAUAUUUUAUUUAAUUAAUACAAUAUCAGUCUGCGUGGACUGAUACCACCGCAUUGAUUUAUUUGCCGCGAGCAAUCUCUCGGGCUGAAGGAGGCGACAUCGUCGUUAACUAAUGCAUUUGAGACUAAUCUAGAGGCUCAAGGACAACUUUUUUCUCAUUGUAUUGUCUAUGCUAACGACUCAAUAUCGGGUCGGCCAUGAGUUAGUCUCCCUAUUCACGCUAUUAAAAUAGCCCAACCGUGUUUUAAAGCAUUACACAUUACUCUCUAAAAAUAUGCUUUUCACGUUAACCGCACUCUCUUGCAACGUCUGUCUCGAUAAUAUGCGUUGCAGCUAUAGCGUUAUCAUCCCAAAUGAAGACUCUUUUUUUAAUCACCUCACUUAAGGUUGGCUGAAAUCAAUAGAAUUAAACAAUUAAAUCACCUCAUUAAGGAAAUUAAUAGAAUUAAAAUACUUUAAUAGUCGAAUAAUAAUAAAUCGAAUUGAAUUUCAAAUAAUCUUUUUUAUCCUGGUGUUGUAGUUACUACCAGCAUCUGUUAAGAAUGUGAGACCAAAGUAAUAAAAUUAUUGUAUUAUCAUAAUAAAAUGUAAAGAAUUCAGUUACGUACAUAUAUAGCUAUAUAGAUAAAAGUCAAAUACAGGUCAAGCUAAUAAAAGCCUGUUAAAGUUGAAAAGGCUGGCAAAAAGCUUACAUCUAAAAAAAAUGUUUGAAAAUCAUAACUCGGAACGAUCUUUUGUGCUACUUAAGUUUGUGUUGUAAUAGUAAUUGUUGUUGGAAAAACAUUCCAAUGUGUGUUUUGUAAAAAUCUAGUAUUACAUUUCCUCAAGUAUUACAUGUCACAUUUUGACAACAAUAAACUUUUAUUCCCAUC
This is a messenger RNA of Bombyx mori (domestic silkworm), 3125 nucleotides long. RefSeq names its product phosphatidylserine synthase (gene l(3)77CDf). The transcript has 7 exons. NCBI's taxonomy places the organism in Eukaryota, Metazoa, Arthropoda, Insecta, Lepidoptera, Bombycidae. The coding region runs from base 237 to 1490 and encodes 417 amino acids. Gene Ontology annotation, biological process: phosphatidylserine biosynthetic process. Gene Ontology annotation, molecular function: L-serine-phosphatidylethanolamine phosphatidyltransferase activity. The record is from RefSeq and is a predicted model, not a curated record.